Molecule: messenger RNA, 749 nt
Organism: Pteronotus mesoamericanus
Lineage: Eukaryota; Metazoa; Chordata; Mammalia; Chiroptera; Mormoopidae
Gene: DYNLT1
Product: dynein light chain Tctex-type 1
Exons: 5
Coding region: 50-391 (113 amino acids)
Biological process (GO): microtubule-based movement
Cellular component (GO): cytoplasm; cytoplasmic dynein complex
Molecular function (GO): dynein intermediate chain binding
Source: RefSeq, a predicted model, not a curated record
GCGCAGUGCGCUCCGCUCCGGGAGGCGGAGGCGACGCGCUGGAGGGAAGAUGGAAGACUUCCAGGGUGCGGAAGAGACUGCUUUUGUUGUUGACGAAGUGAGCAACAUUGUAAAGGAGGCUAUAGAAAGUGCCAUCGGAGGCAAUGCCUAUCAGCACAGCAAGGUGAAUCAGUGGACCACAAACGUGGUAGAACAGACUUUAAGCCAACUCACCAAGCUGGGGAAACCAUUUAAAUACAUUGUGACCUGUGUGAUAAUGCAGAAGAAUGGAGCGGGACUGCACACGGCGAGCUCUUGCUUCUGGGACAGCUCUACCGACGGGAGCUGCACCGUGCGGUGGGAGAACAAGACCAUGUACUGCAUCGUCAGCGCCUUCGGGCUCUCCAUCUGACCUGCCCGCCCGGCCCUCCCUCCCUCCGUGUCGGCGUUUCCCUUCCAUCUUCGUUAAUCGCCAGCCGGGAAUUCAGUGAACACCUUUCCUGUUCUGUUUGUGUGUUUGUGUGUGUGGUGGUGGGGGGGCCCCUCUGACAAUGUGGAGAAGAAACCCAGAUAAGCGCACCGUCCUGUAAUCAGCACACCCUCGGCCAGAGGGACCGUCCUCGGGGGCUGCCACUUGUCUCAACUCUGAAUCUCUGCUCAAAGGUGCUAAACACUCCAGUCUGCUAGCGUGAAGCUGUCUCUACUCUCUGAAAUGACUCAAACACACUACUUUUUCAUACUUUGUACUUUUGUUAGAAUAAAUUAAUCCA